UGUUUAUUCAAAACAAACUAGUGUUCAACUGACAAGAAGCACUUUACAUUUAGAGGGUGGGGUGGAGGUUCCAGAAGAUUUUAUUGAUGCCAUAUCCUGUGAAAUUAUGUCAGUGCCUAUCGUAUUACCAUGUGGAAAAAAUAUUGACCAAUCAACUUUGGAGAAACACAACUCUGUAGAGGCAUCAUGGGGUAGAUUACCCAGUGACCCAUUUACAGGGGUUCCCUAUGACAACAAAAACAAACCAUUGCCAAAUGUACAUCUGAAACUUCGCAUUGACAAAUUCAUGAUGGAAAAUGGUGACAAACUUCAGCAUAUACCUAGAACACUUGGUAGAAAAACAGACAAUUCUUCUGUUUAUGCAGAAAAUGAACCUAAAACAAGCACACUGGUAGAAAGCUCUGAAAUGAGAGGAAAUAAUACUUAUUGUGAGCAAAAUGUGUCUGAUAGAAAUAAGCUUCAGAAAGAGGACUCCAGAAAGAGGAAGAAUACACAGCUAUGUUCUGACAUCAAAGGCAAAAGAUCUAGGAACACUGAAAAUAAUACGAGUAACACACAAUCUCUUGUCAGUACAUGUAAUACAGCAAACUGUGUGAUAGACCUGACAAAAGAUGAAAAGGCCUCAAUUAUUGGCAAAGUGUUAGCAAAGACAAAAUCUCAUGAGGAGGAGCUGAAAGAGAGCAUAAACUCUGCUUUCAAAGACAUUCUUAGCCAGCUACCAUCCUUUACAAAGACAGUGAACAGGUCUCAGGACAAUGCUGGACCCUCUAAUGUGAUUGACCAUUCUCAGAAGUUGAUAGAAAACCAAUGUAGUAGCUGUGAAGGGUCUAGUCAGACUAAUGAUUCCUUGUAUAGGGCCCCCUGUGGUCACCUCUUCUGUAGGAAAUGUUUACUUAAGCAGAGAAACUAUUGCUCUGUGAUAUUUGAUAAAAAUUGCCAGAAAACUUGGAAAUCAAAUGAAAUAUCUAAAGUUCAUUGAAUUUG
Molecule: messenger RNA, 984 nt
Organism: Saccostrea cuccullata (small rock oyster)
Lineage: Eukaryota; Metazoa; Mollusca; Bivalvia; Ostreida; Ostreidae
Product: RING finger protein 37-like
Exons: 1
Biological process (GO): protein polyubiquitination
Cellular component (GO): nucleus
Molecular function (GO): ubiquitin-ubiquitin ligase activity; ubiquitin protein ligase binding
Source: RefSeq, a predicted model, not a curated record